CUGCUGUUGCUGCUGUUGCUGCUGUCGGCGUCGCAUUCAACGCAGUCAUGUCUCUCGCCUGUUGCGCUUGCUCUUGCUCUUGCUCGUGCUCUCCCGCUUGUUGUUGUUGUUGCUGUUGUUGCUAUUAUCGGCUGUUUCGUGCGUACUUGGAGCGCUCAAUAACGCUCACAGCUGCCGGCGGCAGCAGCGGCGGCGUGCAAAAAACAAAAAAAAAAGGCGACGAAAAAAAAAUAAAACGAAAGCAGCGGGUAUUUAACCGAACUCAAAUCAAUUUGCAAUUUCAGUCUAUCUCCGCGUUGCAGCGUUGCAUGAACGUUAACGGUAGAAAACAAGCAGUGAGCAAACAAUUCAAAUAAAUUAUAAACAAUUCAAAUUAAACUGUACGCUUAUUUAAACGGAAAUAAUUUAAGCACGGGCAACAAACUUUUUAUUGAAAUUGAAUGUGAAUUUGAAUUUAAGUUUAGCAAUAAACCAAAUGCGCAAGUAAUUGUAAAUUAAACAACAACAGCAACAACAACAACAGCAACAAAUUGGUGUCGAUGUCAAGCGCGGCCUAGAAAACUAAACUCAACAAUACAAAGCACGUUUUGCUUGCAGGCUGCAAUAUUACGCAAAGCUAAAAAACAAAAGUAAAUUUAAAAAAAAACUAAAAUAAAAGCGUUCAAUGAACGCGCUUAGUUGGCCACAGUGACUGCCAAAUGUAAGCGCACCAGCUGAACUUGAAAGUGAAAGUGAAAUUGCAUAAAAACCAAAGCGCAAAUUUGUUCACAACAGCAACACAAACUACAAAUAAAAAAUACACAAAAUGAGCGCCGACGAGCAGCAGCAGCAGCAGCUAACGCGCAGCUUUGAGGUGAAGGCGCCACUAGGACACACGUUCGUAGUGAGUCCUGUGCUGACGGCAGUGCCAGUGCCAAAGACGGAGCAGCAGCAGCAACAGUUGCUGCUGGAUUUGGAUGAGCCCAGCUGCAGCAGCAGUUGCUCCUCUAGCUCGCAAGCGGUGGUGCCGCUGUCAUCAUCGCUGCCCUCCAAGCUGCUGCGUUUGCAUGCCAAGCGUUCGGCGCAGGCGCUGCUGCAGCAAACUGCAUCACUGGACUCUCAAAUUGGCUCCAGCUUGAGCUCUGAGCCCAUGUCACCCACUGCGCCAGCUGCUGAAGACGUCGGCAUGGGCUCAUCCAUCGGCGACUCUGAGGAAUCCGAGGAGGAUGAUGAGCUCAAGCCACUGGCGGUGGACAAUCAUAUCAAGUGCGAGCAGCCGGCAGAGCCAGUGCCGCUGAGUGAGGCCAAUUUGGAAAAGUUUCGCAAGCAUCAGCUGGACAACAUCUAUUUGCAUCCGAACUUUAGCCUGGAUGCUUCACCACCGCCCGCAGUGGCGCCUGCCAACUCGCCCGUGUUGGAAGCGCGACGUGUGCAUCGCAGUUUUCUCACACUCAAGAAGCCGCAAGAGGAGGCGUCGCCAGCUGUGGCCGCCUCGCCGCCGCCUGUUAACGAAAUCGACAAUCUGGAUGCCAGUCUAGUGCCCAGCGAGGAGCUGGCUGCCGAAAUAGCCGAAGCCGUGGAGUAUUACUUCAGCAACGAGUCCAUACUCAAGGACGCCUUUCUGCUGAAGCAUGUGCGGCGCAACAAGGAGGGCUAUGUGAGUCUCAAGCUGGUGAGCAGCUUCAAGCGCGUGCGCCAGUUGACGCGCGAGUGGCGCGUCGUGGGCGACGCAGUGCGUCGCAAGUCGCAGCGCAUACAGCUGAACGACACGGGCACCAAAGUGCGUCGUCUGGAUGCGCUGCCCAGCUUUGAUGAGACGAUGCCAUCGCGCACUAUAGUGGCCUGUGAUCUGCCGCUGGAGAAGCUCACCAUAGAAAAGGUGUCGGAUUUGUUUUCACCCUGCGGUGAAAUUGCUUUGAUACGCCUGCUCAAGCCGGGCAUGGCCAUACCCGUGGAUGUGCGCCAGUUCAUGAACAAGUAUCCGGAGCUGCAGCAUAAGGAGUGCGCGCUCGUGGAGUAUCUGGAGUCCAGUGCAGCGCGCCAAGCGCGCCACUUGCCGGGCAAUCUGCAGGUCUACGAAAUGGUCGCGCCCAAGAAGAAAACAGGCAAGAAGGCGCCGCUGAUACAGCUGCAAGCGCCUGUGGCACGCAUGGUGGAGAACUAUAGACACUACAACGAGCUGCAGGUGGAGCGCACACGCGGUGGCAGCUUCUCGGGUCUGGGCUCCAAUCAGGAGGAUGCGCGCUACAAACUCAAGCGCAACAAUUCCGACUUUCAGCCCAACUACUAUCAACAUCAGCAGCCGCAGCCGCAGCAGCUGCAACCGCAGCAGGGAUACAUGCCACAUGCAAAUUUCUUUAGCUUUGCGCCCAGACGCUACAGCAACUCGUCCACCAUUUCAGCCAGCACGCCGCCUGCUUUGGUUGAUGUUGUGCCCGCGCCCAGCAGCGUGCAGCGUCGUCUGUCCAACUGCUCGGAGCAAAGCUUUGUGCCCAGUCAGGAUUGCAAUGACAGCUGCGCCUGCUCGCGUCGCGUCUCGGACUUUAGCCAGCAGUCGGAGCAGGCCUAUCGCAAGUGCUCCAUAGGCUCCAAUGGCAGCGCAGGCGCUGGCGAGCGUCGCUUCUCCAACGGCUCGCUGCAGUUCGAGCGCACCUUCUCCAAUGCCAGCGAUGGCAAUGGCAAUGGCUUCUAUCGUCGUGGCUCCAAUGACUUUAGCAACGAGCGCGAGCAUGUGCAGCCUACAGUGGAGCAGCUGGUGGGCGGCGGCGGCGGUGGCUAUCAGGUCUGGCCACGUCGCUACUCCAACAGCUUCCAGCAGCAGCAGCAGCAGCAGCAAACGCAGCAGCAACAGCUGAGCAGCAAGCUGGCCGCCUAUGAUAAUGCGCAGUAUAUUGGCGGACGUCGCAUCUCCACAGACUCGGGCUACGAUCGUCGCUACUCCUUUGGCUCCGAGGGCUUUGAUGGCUCGCCACGCUCACGCACUGGCAGCUUCCUGAGCAACUACGAUGGGCAGCCACGUUCGCGCACUGGCAGCUUCUUGGACGGCUCGCCACGUUCGCGCUCCGGCAGCUUUGCCCAGCGUGCAGCGGAGAGUCUCGUGCGCACGCCCAUUGGACCCGACGGCAGCAAAGGCUUUGGCCAGCGUGCACGCAAAUUCGGUCACACUGUAUCGCCAGUCAAUUGAUUUCAGCACACUGUGCGCCAGUUUCAGUUUCAACACUGCCUUAAUCCUCUAAGCUCUAAGCGUUUUUUCUAGUUCUAAGCGCCACUUGGCCCACUGUGCAGCUACAGUAAACGCUCGCUACACAUAAGUAUGCAAAUUUUAACUAUAUAUUUGUUAUUUAAAAUAAUUGCAGGCAUACAAGCUGUAUAUAAUUUUAUUUUAUUUUUUCAGCCUAUAUAUUUUUUUAUAUUUUUUAAGCUUUAUAUAAACUGUGACAUAGCUAUGUCUGUUGUUACUAUCGAUAAACUAGUUGAAGCAUUAUGGCUGCCAUAGAUAGUUGGCCAUAGUCGAUUGUAAGUCAAAACUUAAUUAGAUACUCAGGUCUAUAGCUUAACAAUUGUUGAAAACAAUGCCACACAUUUGCUUAACUUUUAAACAUUUUCCUUUUGUUAUUAUUCAAAACUACAUAAUUAGUUAGCUUAAUUUUAGACCUAAGCAAAGAAUAAAAAUAUUUUUCAUUUUUAGCUUUUAAACAUUGCAUGUGAAAUUAAGGUGCCAAUAAAAAUU
This is a messenger RNA of Drosophila busckii, 3709 nucleotides long. RefSeq lists its product as uncharacterized. The record is from RefSeq and is a predicted model, not a curated record. Lineage: Eukaryota; Metazoa; Arthropoda; Insecta; Diptera; Drosophilidae. Gene Ontology annotation, molecular function: mRNA binding. Gene Ontology annotation, cellular component: nucleus. The transcript has a single exon. Bases 806 to 3163 code for a protein of 785 amino acids.